AAAUAAAUGGAUCUCUGUCGAAAUUUCCUUCUGGCUUGUCUUCAUUAGAUCUCUCUCACAACUUAAUAGCAGGACCUAUUCCACAAAAUAUUGGUCUAGCGAUGCCUUAUUUAUAUUCCUUGAAUCUGAAUGAUAAUCUCUUAAAUGGUUCAAUACCCACCUCAAUAUGCAAGUUGGAAUUUCUGAACGCAUUGCACCUUGGAAGGAACGAAUUAGUGGGCGAAGUUCCUACAUGUUGGAAGGAGAGCCCUCGUACACUCCUUGAUAUAUCAUCCAAUAAGUUGUCCGGAGUCAUACCGACUUCUUUGGGAAAUCUAAUUAGGCUGACGUCAUUACACUUGAACAACAACAAUCUCCAUGGAGAAAUUCCUGUGACUCUAAACUAUUGCAGAACCUUGCUGAUUUUGGAUCUUGGAGAGAACAAAAUCUCUGGAAGUGUUCCACAUUGGAUUGGACCAAGUUUUCCAUUACUACAGAUUCUUAGACUGCGAGAAAACAUGUUCAAUGGUAGUAUUCCUUCACAGUUAUGCCUGCUCUCCGCGCUGAAAAUAUUGGAUCUGGCAGUGAACAAUAUGACAGGAAUGAUUCCAAAUUGUCUCUGCUAUAUGAAAGGGAUGAAACUGAACAAAAGCAUAGAUAAAGGCAACUCACUCUCCCUUACUUAUGCUCCUGCACAUACUGCGCCUGCCCCGCCGCCUUAUAACACCGCUCGUGCAGAUUGGAAUCAAGAGCAUGUGGAACAGGUCGUGAAAGGGGUGGACCUUGACUACACAACACUUGAUCUACAACUUAUGGUGAAUUUGGAUCUCUCGAGCAACAAAUUGAUUGGACCGAUCCCUGGAGAGCUUACCUUGCUUUCUGGAUUGCGGGGCUUGAACUUAUCACGCAACUUUCUUUCUGGAGGCAUCCCGACUAUGAUUGGAUACGUGAAAUCGCUCGAGUCACUUGAUCUUUCAAACAAUCAUCUUUCAGGAACAAUCCCACAGAGCUUUUCUGCAUUCACAUCACUGAGCAAACUAAACUUGUCUCACAACAACUUCACGGGGCCAAUUCCGAGGGGAAAUCAAAUCCAGACCCUUGAUGAUCCUUCCAUUUAUGCCGGCAAUCCUCUACUUUGUGGCGAUCCCCUACAAAAGAAAUGCCCCGGUGCAGAGGCCCCUCAAGCGCCGGAAGAAGAAGCUGAUGAAGAAGGUAAGAUUGAAAAGGUGAUGUUCUACCUCGUCAUAAUGUUCGGGUUUGCAACCGGGUUUUGGGGAGUUGUUGGCGGUUUGGUGUACAAGAAGAAUUGGAGACGCACCUACUUCGGCUACGUGGAUCGUAAAGCAGACAUGGUGUACGUGAUUGUCGCAGUGAAGGUAGCCGAGUUGAGGAGGAGAAUGAGAAGAGGGUAAGAGGCCUGUUCUCCAUAUCAAUUCAGUCCAAUGCUUUAUUGAUCUCGUGAAGUUCUUGCUUUCUUGUUCAAGCAGAUUCGUCUUAGUAGUUGGCUUGUUCUUCCUUAUAAGUAGCAGCCAAUUUAUUUGUGUUCUUUAGUUUCAAGCUUGUCCGAGCAAGCCGUCAACGUAAUGGCAUGGGGAGUGCAAAUCAUGUCAUCUUGCAAUUUAGUGUUGCUCGGCAAUUUAGCAGUACUUUGUGUUAUUAUAAUCAUGAUGCUUUGCUUGUCAAUGACGUGAAAUUAUCUUAGCAAAUUCCAUUUUCGUCC
Molecule: messenger RNA, 1699 nt
Organism: Syzygium oleosum
Lineage: Eukaryota; Viridiplantae; Streptophyta; Magnoliopsida; Myrtales; Myrtaceae
Product: receptor-like protein EIX2
Exons: 1
Coding region: 102-1391 (429 amino acids)
Molecular function (GO): protein binding
Source: RefSeq, a predicted model, not a curated record